Messenger RNA from Ostertagia ostertagi, 900 nucleotides. The record is from the annotation of a GenBank genome assembly. NCBI's taxonomy places the organism in Eukaryota, Metazoa, Nematoda, Chromadorea, Rhabditida, Trichostrongylidae.
AUGAUAUUAGGACGGACUACGGAUGUCAGUUUUGAACAAUAUUCAACAGUUACUGAUGGUAGCACCACAACUGAUCCUGUACCGUCAACGCAAUUAACAAAUGCCAGUCCUGCGCCACGUUCAACAAUUACGAAUGGCAGUUCCACAACUGAUCCUGUACCGUCAACGCAAUUAACAAAUGCCAGUCCUGCGCCACGUUCAAGAAUUACGAAUGGCAGUUCCACAAUCAAUCCUGUACGGUCAACGCAAUUAACAAAUGCCACUGCUGCGCCACGCUCAACAGUUUCGAGUGGCAGUUCCUCAACUGGUUCUGUACGGUCAACGCAAUUAACGAAUGCCAGUGCUGCGCCACGUUCAACAGUUUCGAGUGGCAGUUCCACAACUGAUCCUGUACGGUCAACGCAAUUAACAAAUGCCAGUGCUGCGCCACGUUCAACAGUUUCGAGUGGCAGUUCCACAACUGAUCCUGUACCGUCAACGCAAUUAACGAAUGCCAGUGCUGCGCCACGUUCAACAGUUUCGAGUGGCAGUUCCACAACUGAUCCUGUACGGUCAACGCAAUUAACAAAUGCCAGUGCUGCGCCACGUUCAACAGUUUCGAGUGGCAGUUCCACAACUGAUCCUGUACGGUCAACGCAAUUAACGAAUGCCACUGCUGCGCCACGUUCAACAGUUUCGAGUGGCAGUUCCACAACUGAUCCUGUACCGUCAACGCAAUUAACGAAUGCCACUGCUGCGCCACGUUCAACAGUUUCGAGUGGCAGUUCCACAACUGAUCCUGUACCGUCAACGCAAUUAACGAAUGCCAGUGCUGCGCCACGUUCAACAGUUUCGAGUGGCAGUUCCACAACUGAUCCUGUACCGUCAACACAUUCCAAGCAAAACAUGACGAGUAAGUAA